AUGCCUGGUGGCAGGGAGGACGAGAUUUGCCAGAAAGCGCUGAAGCUGCUGGUCGAGCUCUGCUCGGACGGGACGGUCGAGAACGACCGAUGCCUGGAGUUCAACUACUACCUGCGGGACAGCGGCAGACCCCGGCCCACAGACUCCGAUAUCACAGUGAGUUUGCUGUCCUUAGUUGUCACAGCAUGUGGACUUGCUUUGUUUGGGGUGUCUCUGUUUGUGUCCUGGAAGCUUUGUUGGGUUCCUUGGCGAGAACGUGGCCUGACUGGAAACAAAGUCAAGCAGGAAUCCCUGAACUAUACAGAUACAGAGACCAAUGACUAUGAGUAUAGCGAGGAUUACCUGGGACAGCCUACUUCCUACCCUGACUCUUCCAUGAAGAUUAGCCACACUUCCCCUGACAUUCCAUUGGAUGCUAAAACAGGGACCAAGGAGAACUGUGUGCACAAUGUCCGGAUGCAUCGACAAAUCACAGAACCAACGCCUUCUGCUCGGCAUAAUUCAAUACGAAGGCAGCUCAAUCUCUCAAACCCAGACUUCAAUAUCCAGCAGAUUCAGAAGCAGGAUCAGUUGACAGGGCUUGGGCGCAUCAAGCCAGAAUUGUAUAAGCAAAGAUCGGUGGACACGGAUGAUGGGCGGAGAAAUAAUAGCAAGUCUUGUGGGAAACUCAAUUUUAUUGUGAAAUACGAUUGUGACUUAGAACAACUGAUAGUGAAGAUUCACAAAGCUGUCAACCUGCCAGCAAAGGACUUUUCUGGGACUUCAGACCCCUAUGUCAAGAUCUAUUUACUUCCAGAUAGGAAAACAAAACACCAAACUAAAGUGCAUAGAAAGACCCUAAACCCAGUAUUUGAUGAAGUUUUUUUAUUUCCUGUUCCUUAUAAUGAUUUGAGUACAAGGAAACUCCACUUCUCUGUAUAUGACUUUGACCGAUUCUCCCGGCAUGACUUGAUUGGCCAAGUGAUAGUGGAUAAUUUUUUAGAUUUGUCGGACUUUCCCAGGGAGUGUAAUAUUUGGAAGGACAUUGAAUAUGGGGAAGAAACUGACAAAGUGGACCUUGGUGAAUUGAUGUUUUCACUUUGCUAUCUUCCAACUGCUGGUAGACUAACUAUUACUAUAAUAAAAGCAAGAAAUUUAAAGGCAAUGGACAUAACAGGAGCAUCAGAUCCCUAUGUGAAGGUUUCAUUAAUGUGUGAAGGGAGACGACUGAAGAAAAGGAAGACUUCCACCAAAAGGAAUACCCUCAAUCCUAUUUACAAUGAAGCCAUAGUCUUUGAUGUCCCUCCAGAAAACAUUGACCAAAUUAAUUUGUCGAUAGCUGUUAUGGAUUACGACCGUGUAGGUCACAAUGAGGUUAUUGGAGUCUGUCAAGUAGGCAACGAUGGAGAAAGCCUUGGGCGGGACCACUGGAACGAAAUGCUCUCAUACCCUCGGAAACCCAUUGCUCACUGGCAUCCGCUUGCAGAGUGGGUUGGGCAAGGAACUGCAGCUGGAAGCACACCGGGGUCCUGCAAUUCUCUCAAAGGGCCUCCGUCUCCAUGAAGGAAUAUGAACUAUAUAAACCCAAAUGGCUAUGAUGGGACCACAUUCAGGAAGGAUAACAACACGGAUGCACACCUCAACUGCUAAAUAGGCUAACAAACUCGAUACAGACAAGGCAUGUAUAGAAGAUGGACUGU
This is a messenger RNA of Elgaria multicarinata webbii, 1679 nucleotides long. It is a transcript of the gene SYT9, whose product is annotated as synaptotagmin 9. Lineage: Eukaryota; Metazoa; Chordata; Lepidosauria; Squamata; Anguidae. The transcript is spliced from 8 exons. The coding region runs from base 1 to 1542 and encodes 513 amino acids. Gene Ontology annotation, cellular component: exocytic vesicle; plasma membrane; dense core granule. Gene Ontology annotation, biological process: cellular response to calcium ion; regulation of dopamine secretion; calcium-ion regulated exocytosis. Gene Ontology annotation, molecular function: SNARE binding; calcium ion binding; phosphatidylserine binding. The record is from RefSeq and is a predicted model, not a curated record.